Messenger RNA from Eurytemora carolleeae, 637 nucleotides. RefSeq names its product proteasome subunit beta type-3 (gene Prosbeta3). Gene Ontology annotation, cellular component: proteasome core complex. Lineage: Eukaryota; Metazoa; Arthropoda; Copepoda; Calanoida; Temoridae. The record is from RefSeq and is a predicted model, not a curated record. The transcript has 5 exons. Bases 15 to 470 code for a protein of 151 amino acids.
UUAGACGCGUCAAUAUGUCGAUAAUGAGCUAUAACGGUGGGGCGGUGGUUGCGAUGACCGGAGAGAAGUGUGUUGCGAUCGCCAGCGAUCUGAGGUUCGGAUCUCAACUAUCAACAAUCGCUUGUGACUUCCCGAAAGUGUUUGAGAUGAACCCCCACCUCUGGAUUGGACUCCCCGGCCUAGCUACAGAUCUUCAAACUGUUAAACAAAAAAUUGAAUUUAGAAGGUGUGUAGGGUGUAUGACUGAACCAGUUGAUUUUGUAACUGGUGGUACCCCUGAGGAGCAGUUGAUGGGUAUGUGUGAGACCCUGUGGGAGCCAAACAUGUCACCUGACGAUCUUUUUGAGUGCACUUCCCAGGCGUUGAUGAAUGCAUUUGACCGUGACGGAAUAUCAGGUUGGGGAGCUGUCGUUCAUAUCAUCGAGAAAGACAAGGUGACCACCCGUACCCUCAAGACAAGAAUGGAUUAAACGAUCAACCAACUCUUCAAUCUUGGAACCAAUCGAACCAAACAUUUAACUUUUAAUAUUUCUAUAACUUACAUUUUCCCCAACCUCCCAAGUCCUGUUAUAUUUUGACAAGUCCUCUCUAAACUCCUCCCCGCUAUUCCUCGUGAAAAUAUCGUGAUAUUUCCAGA